Messenger RNA from Mercenaria mercenaria, 3187 nucleotides. RefSeq lists its product as uncharacterized. The coding region runs from base 37 to 585 and encodes 182 amino acids. The transcript is spliced from 2 exons. The record is from RefSeq and is a predicted model, not a curated record. Lineage: Eukaryota; Metazoa; Mollusca; Bivalvia; Venerida; Veneridae.
UUCAAGUUUCAUAUUUGUGGGAAAGAUUUCACAAAAAUGACGACAGAUGAAUUGUCCCAUAUCAGAGCUGUCGUCGCAGUUUUACUAGGGAUGCCAAUGAAAUUCGUGUUGAUAAAUGGAGUUGAUCCAUCAACAAGUGUUACAGUCACUCUUCUUUUGCCGAAUGACCAUGUAAAGGUGUUGCGCAGUCUACUCCAGGACAACGUAAAAGAUGUCAUAAUGCUUUUACACGUUGGAGUGGACAAAAUUACGUUAGACGGUCAUAUCUAUGUUGUAUCAGAUUUGAAUCUACUUUAUGAGUCAGAAUCUGACGAGGAAACACAGAGACAAAUUGAUUUGGUCGAAAAAUAUCAGGAAGCAAGGAAAGUCGUGAAUCUUUAUGAAAUAGAAAAUGCAAAUCUAAAGCAAGAAAUUGGAGAUUUAGAGACAAAGUUGAUGGCUUUAAACCGGGAGAAAAACCCAUCGGAACAACAAGAUAUUGUAAAAGCCCUUGAGAAAUUCAGCGAAGCUCUGGAGCACAUGAAAGUUCACGUUAAGACGACUGCCAAAGAAUUACGCAUUUUUAAGCCGGGUUGUCAUUCGUAAAAGCUUGCGCUUUCAUUAUUUAAGUUUACAACGUAACGUGCUCAUUCAUAGGUCAUCUUUCACCCGGUAUUCGGAAAAUCUUCGACCAGCCUACAAUAUGUAGCUAUCUAGUUAUAAUAGUUUUAUGGCAAACUCUUUAUUAUAACGUUUUCAGAACUCAUUUUUCUAAACUUUCCAGAUUCUGGUUUGGACAAAUGAUGUCGGCUUUAGCCAACUGUACUCUAAUACGAAUAUUAAAUGUAACAUACACACAUGGAAAGUAUAAAGCUGGAUGAGUAUACGCAUAUGAAGUAAUUAGAUUAUUCGGAUAAUUCCGACACCCUUGAUAAAGCUAAGUGCAGAAGUACCAUUAUUCGAAAUUAGUCUUCUUGGGAAGCAGCUCAAAAUAUAUUUGAAACAUAAGUAGCCCAACAUCUCAAUUAUUUAAAACCAAAUUCAAAAUACAAGGAAAAACAAUUUACUCACUUGCAAAUUGAGUAUUAACCUGUGAUUAGUUUGGACUUAAUGAAGGGGGUCAGGUCUUUCAGAGGGAAAAUUACGCACACUUUUAAAAAAGGAUUUUUUGUUAGAUUUUAUUUAUUUAUUUUCGACUUGUUUCAGUCCGUCUCGUAUUUCCCUGUUGAAUAUUCAGCCUUCCUCCAACUUCCCCUUACAUACGAUCCUUUUAUCUACGCUUGACCACCCCACCCCAUCCCAAUUUUUUUGAAUUUUACAUAUAUUUAUAAUGUACUUGUUGGAUUUUUGAAGCAAUCCGUCUACAAUAUUGUUCCGUUAGAGUUUCUUUUUGUUGCGGGACUACCUUGUGAUGCAUGACUCUAUGGCUGUGUUUGGGGUGUUCUGUGCUUCCCCGAAAUCUACCCUUACAUUUUAUCUUUAGAACAAACAACAUAUAAAAGAAGAUUGAGUUGCACUUUAAAAAACUUCCUCGUAUCAGUAUCUUCGGUAGAUCUUGUUUCCAGGGAUGAGAUUAAAUUGAACAAUUUGACUGUGAACUUGUUUUAAGUAAUGGGUUGAGGUAGAACGUCUUGAUUCCAAGUUUGACCAGCAUUCCCCUAGAUUUUAUGUAAAGUGCAUGUACCCAUAUACUUCUGUAAGAUAAAAAAUUUGGGUUCAAAUCACACUUAUUCAGAUCUAACUGAAAUAUAAUCAUAAAGAAACAGAAAAUAUGAGAACUUUGAUUUAGCCUGUAUUUGUCGCCAUAGGGCUACAGCUUGGGCUUUUUUCUUGAAGAAAACAUUUCUUUCUCAAGCUGAUAUAGAGACCAGUGUGGAGACUAUAGGUAGAAGACGACAGUGUUUGUCUCAGAUGUAUUAUUUCUUUUUCUUUUUUCUUCUUUCAAACAUUCCCGCUGAUGAUCAAACCCUCACCUUUCGAUUUUCACAACAUUUUUGCUAUCUUAUUCAAGAAAAUAAAAGAAUAAAUUUAAAGUGUUUAUCAUUAAUCCUAAGUCGUCACUUUGGCAAAAACAGUUUCGCACUUGACUGAACAUGAGAAGUACAAAUUGUAGAAAUUUGAUCGAUAAUAUUUAGUCUGCAUUCGGACAGUUUUAUGCUGUAAAUAUUCAUAACAAGCAGCUUAAAAGGCGGUCCUUUUUGCAAUGGACACCAAAUAGUUCAUAACAAUACCAGUUGAUCGCUUGAUUAAUCAAUGUAUUGUGUACAAUACGUUCUUUUCGCGCUUGCACAUGUUGACUAUUAAACUGGAAGUGUCAAAGACGUAACUGAGUCUCUUAUUGGCCGACUACAACCGCAUCUGGUUUUAUAGAUAAUUUGAUUCGUUUUUGUGCUCAAAUUGACAAUCACUUCCGGGCAAACGAAGAACGGCUGCAGCAGAUCUGUUAUGAGAAAUCAAUACAUUUUGAUUGCGUUCGAUUUGAAAGUGACAUCAUAAAUGGCAUAGCACCAAAAACGUCACAGUAAACAUUGUCUUACUGCAUCAUACAUUUAAUCCGUAACAGAGCUUUUUGUGAAUUGCAGGUCAGAUAUAAGCUUUAUAUAAUUAUAAAAUAACUAAGGUUUGGAAUAUUCGAUAGAUUGUUUACUUUUUAUUCUUGUAAGUGUUUUCCUGUGGAAAAAAACUGGCAAUAAUCAUAAUUUAGAAAAAUCAAAUUUGUACUAAAAUAGAUCUAUAUGGAUCCGAUAUAUGUUUUUUGGUAUCAAAAAAUGAAUUGCUUUGAACCUGCUUGAAACGAUUUCACUUAGUUUUUAUAAUAAUAAUGGUCAUUGCGUGUCAGAAAAAUACGGUAAUUCUAUACGUGACAAACUUGGAUAGCCAUUGAAAGCAAUUGAUGAUACUUCAGGGCCAUUGCCGCAUACUGCUUGCUCGAAACAUCAAAUGAACGAUACAUGUACUAGAUCUUUGAUGUGAAAAAGUCGGUAUUUCGAAACAACGAUAGUGAAAAGUCGAAUCAAUGAACAUACGAUGGUGAAAUGUAGAAAUUAUUUCAUAUUUUCACGAAAGUAUUUUCGACUAUUCAUUAUCGUGGUUUCGUUGUUUCAACUUUUGUACAUCGAUCUUUCUUUUUUCUACGAUCGUAGUUUCCAGUUUUCACACUUACGUAUGACGUUUCACCGUCGUAUUCCUGUCCUUUCACCAUCGCACU